Messenger RNA from Triticum aestivum (bread wheat), 1545 nucleotides. RefSeq lists its product as uncharacterized. The record is from RefSeq and is a predicted model, not a curated record. Bases 252 to 1358 code for a protein of 368 amino acids. The transcript is spliced from 2 exons. NCBI's taxonomy places the organism in Eukaryota, Viridiplantae, Streptophyta, Magnoliopsida, Poales, Poaceae.
CUAACUACCCCUCAAAAAAAAAUAUAGAGACCAGACCAGAUUAGUCCGGGAGCUCGGAGGCGAAGGCGGCGCGAGGGACGCCGGGGGCGUCGCCGCCGGCGUUUGACAGCCGGCGCAUGACUGUCGGCGCCAAUCUCCACCCCCGAUCUUUCUGCAAGAGAAGCUGCGAUCACCUGUAACACCGAGGCCUGCUGUGUUUGCUUCUACCGUCUCAGCUAUGUCCGGGCUUCAAGGUUGGGCAGACCUCCCAGAUGGCCUGCUUCACUCCAUUGUUUGUCGGUUGGGAUCCUUCCCUGAUCUUCUUGCUUUCGCUGCCACCUGCCCCUCUUGGCGUAUUUCCUUCUUCUCCUAUCCCUCCAAAUCGACAUUGUUGCCACCUCUCCUCCUCCAAGCUGAUAUCCCUGUUUGCUUCUCGUCCUUGCCCAUUGAGCAACAGCCUCGUACCCAAACACUCAUGCUAUGUUACUGAUCUUGCCAACAAAGACACCUAUAUGUGCUAUCAGGUUCCCCAAUUUGCUUGUUUUGUUGACAGAAAAUCCCCACCGGGUUUACUGGAUAAUUUUUCUUUGGGAAGUGUUUCCUAUGGCCAUCUCAUAUUGGCCAACCAACAACAAUCAUGUCUUCUUGUUGAUGUCUUCACAGGUGUUAGUGUCUCAGCUCCGCAGCUACCGGUUGGUGGAUAUAUUCUCCUAUACUAUGCUGCCCUCACGGCUCCUCUUUCGUCACGCAACUCACAUCUCCUGGUCAAUGCUGGGUGCCACAAUUUCUUUUGGAGUGUUGGUAGCAAUUCUUGGUUGAGACGUUCUCCUAGCAAUGGAACGAUUAAGCAAGUCGUGGUAUUCAAAGGCCAGGUCUUUGGCAUGGAUCAUGAUCGCAGGCUCUAUAUCGUGCAUUUGGAACCCCAGAUAUGCAUACAAAAAAUAGCAGUUGAUCUGGAUAGAAGCAUGACCAGCAAAUGGCAUCUUUCGCACCCAUGGCCUGUCGCGUGCAGUGACAUGCUUCUGAUGGUUGGUUGUCGGGAAUCUUUCGCAUCAACAGGGGAUACCUUUGAAGCAUUCCGUCUGGACUUAUCAAGUGAACCUGCAAAGUGGGUGAAGGUGGAGAAGCUAGAUAACUGGGCGAUCUUCAUCAGCGUGGACCAGAGAAGCCAACCCUUGUGUUGCAUGAACCCUGAAAGAUGGGGAGGAAGGAGCAACUGCGUAUACUGCUAUAGUCUUUCUAAAGAGUGGUUCACAUUUGAAUUGGGCAAACCGUUGGAGGGAGAUGCAUCCAAUCCAAGUGUCUUUUUUUCCAUACAUUGUGACACUAUGAUGCAACCUAUGUGGGUUGUGCCCAGUAUGUUGUAUUCGUGUUCGUGAUGAUCUAUUGUGUUGAUGCAUGGUUAUUAAUGCUCGCCAUAGCAGCUUCUGUGGCAGUGAGCAUGUAUGAGUUUGUAGGGUAUCCCGACUUUAUGUAGGUUUGAUGUGGUCUAUCAAGUUUUGAACCUUUGCUUUGUAGGUCAUGUUGGAGUGUAAGGAUGUCAUGGUCGAUUUCUACCCUUUUCGU